Oncorhynchus kisutch (coho salmon) is the source of this 1927-nucleotide messenger RNA. RefSeq lists its product as uncharacterized. Bases 292 to 1446 code for a protein of 384 amino acids. The record is from RefSeq and is a predicted model, not a curated record. The transcript is spliced from 2 exons. Lineage: Eukaryota; Metazoa; Chordata; Actinopteri; Salmoniformes; Salmonidae.
GAGAACCAUCCACUGUUCCCUCUCCGAUUUCAUUGUGGGGGACAAUAAUACACUGUAAUAGCGGAGCAAUGUUUUUGAAACCGCUGAAAUAUAUGUGCAUUUUCCUAAUAUUAGAAACUUGUUUUAUUGAGUUUUUACCUGAAAGUAAGAGCCAGUUACUCUGAAAUUGACGCUGUAGCUUUAAGGGAAUCUCAACACACCAUAAUUUUAUUUAAAAGAAAACAGGCAGGAAUGGAAGGAGCAACUCGCCAGUGAAUUUACAACUUUUUAAGUCACACUGUUUCCCAUGUAAUGAUUUGCAUGAUAUUGAUGAAAUUAAGCUUGGUUUGUUCUAAGGCUUUUUUCUCAUCGUGCAUUUACAUCAACAACACACUCGCCUGCCCACCACCAGAUAUCCUGACGUUCAUCAUGGGGCAGUUGUUGGCCUCAGAACAGGAGCAGUCGGAGGCUCAGGUUGCUGUUGGCUCUCUGCUCUACUCCGCCAUGUUGGAGGCCGGUGCUCUGCCUGAUGUUGCCGUCGACCACUAUCUGCUAGCUAAUCCAGAGAGCCUGGACUCCAGGACCCACCUACAGGACCACCUCCGCCAGCUGCAGGGGCACGUAGGUAACCGGGCGCCCACCUACCUGAAGGAGCUGAUCAGCCGCCUGGUCGCUUUCUCUGACGAGCCCAAGGUUGCAGGCCUGGUGGGCUUGGUGGUCUCCAUGGUGAUGGAGACGGCAUACGCCUCGUCCAGGGGGUCAGUGAGGUCAAGGGGUUGCCAAGUCGAGGAACGGCGAGCGGAGCUCCAGGACAUUAUGGAGGAAUACCUCAAGCGCUGCCGGAUGCACUUGAAGGAUGAGCAGAAGCUGAGAGAAGACACCCAGCGUCUGGAGGGCCAGCUGAGCUACUUGCUGACCCAGCUGAAGAACACCAUGCUCAGGGAAGGCCCCAGCUCCAAGGCCCUGAAGCACUGGGCCAGCGGCGCCGCCUUUCACACGCAGAUGCUGCUGCACCUGACCAGGCUAGAGCAGAGAGGAGACCCGCUGGUCGUCCAGGCUGCAAUGGAGCAGUACCAAGAGGACUUCAGAGAGAUUCUACCUGCGUACAGAUGCUACAAAGCCAGUACGGUGACUGUGAUAAAGUGUAGGGGAGGGCUGCAGACCGGGGAGGAUCCUCUGACUGAGGGGAGUGUGACUGGGUUCACUGUGGUGGAUAAAGAGUUAGGGAAGAGUGUGAGUGUACCCCUUCCUGAGGACGCUCCCCCUGGCAUUGUCCUGAUCACUUCAGAUAUGUGUGCUCAAGCCUAUUUAGAGCGACUGUUCUCUCCACAAGGCCCCAUAGCAGAGCUGGAGAGGUACUUUCUCAACAGCAGAGAGAGUCUACGCAUGAAGUUGAUGGUACAAGAACCAACGGACCCCAAAGAGAGGCUGAGCAUAGUGGAAACAGAACCCCUAGACAGAAGAUAGCACAUUCAUGUUGACUUUCAUACAGGCAAAGGCAAGAUGCAAAAUCCACAGAACUGAACGAACACUCUUGACUAAAUGUGCAUUUAUUGUAUUGUAUGUAUGAUCAAAUGUUGAAUAAUAAUCUGGUUUAUUCAAUGCUAAUGUUCUCCUAUGACUUUCUGAGAAAAUAUAUUAUAAAAGCACAUGAAUAAUUCCUUCCCACGCAAAUCAAUUGUUAUAAUGCGAGAAACUAAUUGUACAGACACAAAUGGCAAAAGUAGCACAGUUCACAGUACUUAAUUGUCUAUGGUAUUGAAAAGGAUGCUUGAGUGCAGUUUGCAGGUUUGAAUUGAUUUCUUCGUGCUUUGUGGAAGUGGUUCUUUCUUACUUUGUCCUCACAUUCAGUUCAAUAACCUUUUCUACAGCUUUGUAGAGUGCUCGGAAGCAACAGCUGAUUCUUUGAAAAUAAACUCUUAAUGGUUUUGCUGCUGCCAUGGCUGAA